AUGCCGAAAGCAGAGGGCCAGGGCCCGCCGCGGAAGUAUGACAACCUCAUGUGGCUCGAGGAGCGCUUCGGGGAUGCGGUCCACAGCGACACCGAGGAAGACACCGAAGCGGGGGAAGAGGAGGAUGAGGAGGCAGCUAUUCCCGUCACCGCGAGGGCUUUGCAGCAUUCUGAGCCGGAGGCAUGGCAGGUCUUCUUGAACUAUGCUGCUGCUACGUUUGGUCUUCUUUGCGACCGCGCGCGCCAGGAGUCCGGGAUGGCGCUUUGUGCCAAAACAGCCAAGGUCAAUUUGCUGGGCGCUGCCUGCAAGGAGGUUUCUGAGUCCACCUCCUUGUCUCUGCAGCAGCUGCGCUGCAGUGGCGAGGGGCCGUUGCCCCGCGCAUCGCGGGCGGCUGGGGCGCUGCAGGAGGUCUGCGAGGUGAAGGCCCUCAUCGCAUUGCAAGAGCUGGAGCUCGAGCUUCUGAGGAAGUCCAAGGACACCGUGUUGGAGGCCCUGCAGCACGCAGCAUCCUCGUCGGAGAAGGCCGGAGCCCUUCUUCUUGAUCUGCGUCGGCUGCGGGAGGUGGCAACCAAGCGCCAUCUUGCUCGCAAAGCGGCAAAGCAGGCGAAGGCCCAGGCACUCCUAAUGCCGCUCGAAGCUGCCAUCGAGAGGUUGAAAGCUUGCCAGCAGCAGAAGUCCAGCCUCCUUCGGGUGGCCCGCGCCCGCAUCUGCCGCGCUGUAGAAUGUACUGGGCCUGGUGCUGGGGUCCUGCUCUUUCGUGGCAGGCACAAGUUGCGGAUCUCUCCCUGUACAGGCUCCCAGGGGGUGGAGCCGAUGUACUGCAUCCGAUUUGUGCCCUUUCUUCCAGGCGCCCUGUGCCGUGACGCAGCGAAGGAGGCUCCUCUUCAGUGGCAGCUGGUGCUUCGAUUUCAGGACUUGAUCUGCCGUAUUUGGCUCCGGGCUCUUGGCCCCGAGCUGGCGGCCGGCGCGUCGGCGGCGGCCACGGUGCCUCGACAGGAGGUACCCGGGAUCAUUCAUCGGCUGCAGAUGGGGCUGUUGGACGCAGCGGACUUGCUGAAGUCGGUGGUGGCGGCGAUGCAGAGGCCCCAGCUGCAGCUCCCGCCGCCACCCGUCAUCCCAGCGCUGAUGGGCGGCGCUUGA
This is a messenger RNA of Symbiodinium sp. CCMP2592, 1140 nucleotides long. The record is from the annotation of a GenBank genome assembly. Lineage: Eukaryota; Dinophyceae; Suessiales; Symbiodiniaceae.